This is a messenger RNA of Dunckerocampus dactyliophorus (ringed pipefish), 1981 nucleotides long. RefSeq names its product 5-hydroxymethylcytosine binding, ES cell specific (gene hmces). The transcript has 7 exons. Gene Ontology annotation, molecular function: single-stranded DNA binding. Lineage: Eukaryota; Metazoa; Chordata; Actinopteri; Syngnathiformes; Syngnathidae. The record is from RefSeq and is a predicted model, not a curated record. Gene Ontology annotation, biological process: DNA damage response. Bases 150 to 1235 code for a protein of 361 amino acids.
UACGUACACUGGCGAGGACCGUGUCCGGGCAAAUCUCACCCCCCCAACCGCAUAACACUCACUAGUACGCUUCACCUGACUCUACAUAACUGCGCAACAGGAAUAAAACACGAGAAAACGGUUUCAGGUGGACGCUGUUUGACUAUAAAAUGUGUGGAAGGACUGCGUGCACACUGGCUCCGGACGAGGUGAGCCGAGCCUGUUUGUAUAGAAACCGGCGUGGGCAGCGGAGACAGCCCGGUUGGAGGGAGGGAGAUGAGGAUAAAUACCGACCGUCGUACAACAAGAGUCCCCAGUCCAUGAGCCCCGUUCUGCUGUCCCACAGACAUUUUGACAAGAAUGCUCCUGCUGAUGAGUGUGUAUUAGCUGCCAUGCGUUGGGGCCUUGUACCUUCCUGGUUUAAGGAGAACGACCCGAGCAAGAUGCAGUACAGCACCAGCAAUUGCCGCAGUGAGAACAUUCUGCAGAAGAAGUCUUACAAGGAGCCCCUUUUGAAAGGACAACGCUGUGUCAUCCUUGCUGAUGGCUUCUACGAAUGGAAGAGGCAGGAGAAAGACAAGCAGCCUUUCUUCAUCUACUUCCCUCAGACUCCGACGUCCUGUCAGGAGGAAAAAGAUGACGACCUUGUCAACGCAUCCAGUUUUAAAGUAUGUCCAGAAAAUGAGUCCCCGACAGAGAACUCCUCCACAGACUUGACAGAGGCAAAAGACGGAGCAGAUGAGUGGACUGGGUGGAAGCUGCUUACCAUGGCUGGACUUUUUGACUGCUGGACACCUCCAGCUGGUGGUGAGCCUCUCUACACGUACAGCGUCAUCACUGUGAACGCUUCCCCAAAUCUACAGAGCAUCCAUGAUAGGAUGCCAGCCAUCUUGGCCGGAGAGGAGGAAGUGAGACAAUGGCUUGAUUUCGGCGAGGUGAAAUCUCUCGAUGCACUGAAACUGCUUCAGUCAGAAAACAUAUUGACCUAUCAUCCUGUUUCAUCGCUUGUCAAUAACUCGCGUAACAACUCACCUGAGUGCCUCCAACCUGUGGACCUCAACCAGAAGAAGGAGCCCAAGCCGACAGCAAGCAGCAAGAUGAUGAGGAGCUGGCUGGCCGGUGGCUCUUCAAAGAGAAAGGAGUCGGAUGCUAGUGAGAGUCAAGAAGAGGUAGAACGGAAGGAGCCUCAGAGCACGUCUACAGAAGCACUUCAGCAGUGGCUGCAAGGGGCUAAUAAGAAACCAAAAACCCAGUAAAGCAGAACGUUUCCUUUCAUUCUGGCUUAUGUUCUUUCUUGCACCCAUUUCUAACAUUAUGUGUCAUAAUGCUACUGUACUGUAUUUUGCUCAAUGGUUCAAUGUUUUCAGAAAGAAUUUCAGAAAUAAACAGCUUGCUCAAUCCAAGGUUUUUAUUACCCUUAUUACUUUUGAAAGGCAAAGACUUUUUUAAACGUUGCUGCUAUGCAUUUAUCAUAUUAUCAUGAUGAAUGCCACUACUUCCACCACCUCUUUCAAAGUUGCAGUCUGUUAGCUAUUGUCUCUAAUCUGUAAUGCAUUUCAGUUUUCAAUAUAAUUCAAGCAGACAAACACCUGAUUGGUUAAAAGAAACGUCAAGCACUUAGUUGUUUGCCAACACAAGCAACUGGCAGUAAGACAUGGAGAUUUACAUGUUAUGUCUUCCCCACAAAAUGAUUGCAAUUGUACAAAGUAUUGAAAACAGUUGACAAUAAUAAAAAAAAAAAUUACUGUUAUGACUACCAGUAUUUGUAUUUGUGAGAGCUGUCUUUGAGUUAAUUCAUUCCCACAUCAUGUUGGACAAGAGAUACUCUUCUCUCCCAAAAGAGGAACAGCAAAAGGAGCAGAAAGAACAGCUUGAGUUUGACCUUGCACCAACCUGAGCCUCGAUGCAGUUUCCUGCCAGGUGUAGUUUCCGCAGGCUAUUUUUAAAAAGUGCAAAAAAAACCCUGCACACUGGAGUGAUUGGACUAGUCAUUUCUCUUCAU